Pseudogymnoascus verrucosus is the source of this 1275-nucleotide messenger RNA. RefSeq lists its product as uncharacterized. Lineage: Eukaryota; Fungi; Ascomycota; Leotiomycetes; Thelebolales; Thelebolaceae. Gene Ontology annotation, molecular function: protein binding. The transcript has a single exon. Bases 81 to 1250 code for a protein of 389 amino acids. The record is from RefSeq and is a predicted model, not a curated record.
UGUCCAGCUCUAGCUCCAUGUCCAGCUCUAUUUCAACUUGAGAACACUUGGGAUCCUUUCGUUGGAAGCUCACAAACAAAAUGGCCGAUGCUGCUAUACCUGUUGAACUGGCUGAUAAGGCCGUCGCUCCUAUAUCUCCUCACCAGGCUGCUACGUCUUAUCACCAGGCUGGUGCAGCCACUGAUUUGCCAACUAUAGGACACUUCCGCUCCGCCUCUGAAUAUAAUCUCCAAACAGACAAGGUAGACGCCAUUAUUCGAGACGUAUCCUAUCAUCGUGUACUCGAACGUCGAUAUUUCAUAUCAUUCUCAGAGGAUGAGCAUGAGCUUAUUCGCAUAUCGAUAUCGACAUCCUUCCAGCGGCCCUCGAUCGCGAGCCUUGGGACCCUUAACCGGCUACCUUAUGAGCUGUUAAGCAACAUCGCCUUGUCUCUAGACAUACAAUCCGUUUUCACUUGUCGGCAAGUAAGCACAGGGUUGAGACAGACAAUAGAUUCUUUCUCAGAGUAUCAGGCUAUAACAACACACGCACUCAGCGCUCUAUGCGCCUUGUUACGCACGCGGGUGCUAGCUCCUAAAGUCUCAUUUUUCGACUUCCACCGUGAAUUGUGUUCAAACACCUGCUUUCGCUGCGGCGAGUUUGGCGAGGUCAUUUUCCUACCAACGUGGCGUCGAUACUGCUCUCUGUGCAUAACACAUGCCCCAGAGGUUCUAAUGGGACCUCUCGACGCCAUCCAGAGCCGGCUAGCCCUAAGCCCGGAGGCUGCCAACCAACUUCCGGUAUUUGAGACUAUAAGACAAACGCAUUCAGUAGACAUCAACGGCGACAGCUUACCCCGCGACACACUCGUUCCAAUCCAACAAGCAGUGAAACUUUCUCCAAUACCACAAAGGCAUAGAGACAGGAAAGCGUUGGACCUAUACCUUAGAAAUUGCGAACUUUCAAAGAGUGCAUCCUGUAUACUGCCUUACUAUAAUAGACAUUCUGGCAAAGCUGAAUACGGACUGUCAUGUUGUGGGUGCAUUCAUGGACAUCAUACGGGGGAAGACGAGGUUUUGAAAGUAUUAAAUGGGGAGGUUUUUGACAGGAUAUAUGGGGACGAGCGCUUUCUACAGCACUUCAAGUGGUUUUGGCAGGCACAGUAUUUGUGGGAGUUAUGUGAGAGCGUUAACGCGGUUGCUGCUGGAACCGAAUCCGCCAUAUCUUGCAGGCGGAAACCAUUUUGGACUGAGCGCAAACUUCGCUAUUAGGAUAUUUAUUGCAAUUCAUCAACCC